AUGUCAGAAAAAAAUAGAGAAUUAGUUACUAUCGAAUCCUUGGAUAAUGAAGAUGAGGAAAUCGUCACCAUUGACCUCGCGCAAGAGUCAAAGCUUGUGCAUAAGCUUGAUCGUACAGUACUUCCAAUUCUUGGGCUUCUUUACUUUAUGGCAGCAUUGGAUCGUUCCAAUAUUGGUAACUCCGCAGCAGCGGGACUUCAGGAAGCUAUUGGAUUGACUGCUGCUCAACUCUCAAACUGUGUUUCACUUUUUUACGUCACAUAUAUUAUUUCGGAGAUUCCUGCAACACUCCUUUUGCGUAAAUUCAAGCCGCAUCGAUUUCUCGCCGCAUUAGGAUUUAUGUGGGGUCUAGUUACUAUUGGUACAACUUUUGUUCUGGGAUACAGCUCAUUGCUUGUUUGUCGUUUACUUUUAGGACUUUUUGAAGGUGGGUAUUUCCCAUGCAUUAUGGUGUAUGUGUCCAUAUUUUAUAAACCAGAAGAACAAGCCCUUCGUAUGGGGUAUUUACUAUCUUGCGCCGGUGCCGCUGGAGCCUUUGGCGGGUUGAUUAGUUACGGAUUAGUCCAAGUUAACUCUACAAAUCCUUACCUACAAGGAUAUCGUCUUAUCUAUCUUGUCGAAGGUUUGAUCACUAUUUGUACAAUUCCAAUUGUAUAUUUCUAUCUUCCUGAUGACGAAAAUGUCAAAUUCUUCAAUGAAGCAGAGCAUGAGAUUAUGAGACUCCGUACCAUUCAACGUAAGCAGUAUAUGGGUAAUUCCAAGUUUGAAUGGAUAGAAAUCCGUAAGGCCUUCUCAGAUCCGAAAACUUAUUUCAGUAUGUUCAUUCAAUUCUUUCUGGAUAUUGUUUUGUAUGGAUUUCUGACCUUCCUCCCUUCAAUUCUCAGGUCAGGUUUGGGGUACCUGAUUACUCAAGCUCAAUAUUUGACCAUCCCUGUGUAUAUUCUGGCAAUUAUAUCCACUUUAUGUACCUCUAGGGCAAGUGAUUAUUUGAAGAUACGUGGUCCCUUUAUUGCUGGUGCAAACGUUCUGGCAGCAAUUGGUUAUAUUAUUCUUCUUACUGCUAACAAUAACGCAGUGAAAUAUUUUGCAACCUAUCUCAUUGCAUUAUCCUUGUACGUCCAUGCGGGGAUUAAUCUUGCUUGGACGGCAAAUAAUUCUCUGCCAUACUAUAGGAGAACGUGUUCCAUAGGAUCCAACCAAGCAUUAGGGAAUAUUCUGGGUGCCAUUGCAGGACAAAUAUACCGUAAGUCACCAUAUCUUCUUGGUCAUUCAUUUUCUUUGGGGUGUGUAUGUGCUCUGACAAUAUGUGUAGUCCUCAAUACUCUUUGGCUCCAAAGGCAAAAUCGUGUUAAACAGAAAAUUCUUUGUGGAGAAAGAACAGAUAAGAUGAAAGAGAGAACAGGUGAUCACAAUUUGGACUUUAAGUACUGUUACUAA
Molecule: messenger RNA, 1437 nt
Organism: [Candida] anglica
Lineage: Eukaryota; Fungi; Ascomycota; Pichiomycetes; Serinales; Debaryomycetaceae
Source: the annotation of a GenBank genome assembly